UGAGUCUUUGCAAAAUGUAAUUUUGCAAAACAGCGGGAUGUUCCAAACUGCUGGCUGCUUCAGAGAUGUGAAGACUUCUGAGAAGCAAGCUUUUGUAGAGGAGUAUCUUAGAUGGUACAUCCUUGAGAGAAACCACAGUGCCAUUCAACGAUUCAAAGAUGGACUGGCAAGUCUUGGUUUUUUCGCUGCACUGCAACAGCAUCCCAGUGUCCUGUCCCCAGUCCUGUGUUUCUCUGCCAAGGCCCUGACUGCUUCAGACUUGGAAAACAUGUUCAAACCAGAUCUCAGCCCAGUAGGAAGCAAUAGGCGGCAAAAGGAGGGCAAAACAGUUGUGUUCUGGGCAGAUUAUUUGCUUGAUUGCGAAGAGAAAACAACUGCUGUGUCUCUAGAGGAGGUCCUGAUGUUUGCUACAGGUCUCGCAGCAAUUCCACCAGCGGGCAUGAUGCCAUCCCCACAUCUGGAGUUUUUGAGUGACUCACCCUUUCCUGUUGUGAACACCUGUGCAAAUACACUAAAAUUACCACUUUCUGAAUCUUAUGCUGCUUUUAGGGCUAACAUGGACUUUGGAAUACAAAAUGCUGCGGGAUUCGGAUGCUACUGAAAAUUUCUUGGCAGUCUUGUUUUAAUUCUGUUGCGAUUCAGCUAAUUUUGUUACAGUUACUCCAUGGGCCAGACCAUGUUGCUGUCUAAUUCAGAGUGGCAAAACCUUGCCCUAAUUUCUCAAAAGAUUAGAUAUGAUUUCCCUUAUAAAGUGAUAGUUUAGAAAUUGCUAUCAGCACAAUCCCUUUGUGCAAACUAUGUAUUUUUGUUUUUGAUGUUUUUCUUACCAUAAUUUAAAAGAUUAUAGCAAGACUUUGCCACCUAGACAUAGCUAUAAGCAAUUUAAAAAAAAAUUAGAUCUGUAAAUGUAGAUUUAUAUCUAGACUUGAAUUAAGAGUUUAAUGUGUGGAAAUUUCAUCUAAGUUCAGACUGAAUGCACAAUUUGGUGUAUAAAAAAGUUUAAUACACUUUGUUUCUGUUCUGUAUAACAAUGAGGUUUUAUUUAAGAAAAAUCAACAGGAGACAAAAUAUUAAAAGAUUGGAUUCUGGCUUUUGUUGUUCACAGCCUCGCUGUGUGUUUGAGCAAUAAAUACAGUUCCAUAGCUGA
Molecule: messenger RNA, 1147 nt
Organism: Fundulus heteroclitus (mummichog)
Lineage: Eukaryota; Metazoa; Chordata; Actinopteri; Cyprinodontiformes; Fundulidae
Product: G2/M phase-specific E3 ubiquitin-protein ligase-like
Exons: 3
Coding region: 38-601 (187 amino acids)
Cellular component (GO): nucleus
Molecular function (GO): ubiquitin-protein transferase activity
Source: RefSeq, a predicted model, not a curated record